AUGGCUUGGGGCUGGGAAGAUUCCGAUAACGCUCACCGCGAGGUGUACGGCCAGGAGCACCACGAGGGCAAGCUCUCUCACGAGCUUAUUGCCGGUGCCGCAUCCUUCGCUGGCAUGAAGGCCUGGGAAGAUCACCAGCGCUCUCAGGGCAAGACCGUCAACCAUGCUUUCGCCAAGGAGGCAAUUGCCGCCCUUGUUGGUGCCGAGGUCGACAAGCUUGCGGAGACCAAGGGUCUGGAUGAGGCUGACAAGAUUCGUGCCCAUCACCACGCCAAGAAGAAUGCUGAGCAGAUGUACGAUGAGCACUACGUUCAGGGUCACGGUGCUGAGGAGUGGAACCCCAACCACGGUCGCAACGAGCGCUUCAACCGUUUCGAUGGCCCUAACGGAGGCCCCGGUUACUACGGCGGUGGCCCCGGAGGCCCUGGUGGAUAUGGCGGCCCCGGUGGCCCCGGUGGCCCCGGUGGCCCUGGCGGCCGUUGGUAA
Penicillium taxi is the source of this 486-nucleotide messenger RNA. RefSeq names its product DUF3759 domain-containing protein. The record is from RefSeq and is a predicted model, not a curated record. The transcript is spliced from 3 exons. The coding region runs from base 1 to 486 and encodes 161 amino acids. NCBI's taxonomy places the organism in Eukaryota, Fungi, Ascomycota, Eurotiomycetes, Eurotiales, Aspergillaceae.